Molecule: messenger RNA, 950 nt
Organism: Cynoglossus semilaevis (tongue sole)
Lineage: Eukaryota; Metazoa; Chordata; Actinopteri; Pleuronectiformes; Cynoglossidae
Gene: myl6
Product: myosin, light chain 6, alkali, smooth muscle and non-muscle
Exons: 6
Coding region: 147-602 (151 amino acids)
Cellular component (GO): myosin II complex
Molecular function (GO): calcium ion binding; structural constituent of muscle
Source: RefSeq, a predicted model, not a curated record
GUGAUUGGCUGUGGCCUUAUAAACUGCAGUGACGUCAUCGUGGAUGUGGGCUGAAGAAGCUGCUGGAACUCUCUUCACUAAACACCGACCAGAGAUAUCGGAGCUGCUGCUGCUGUAAAUCCUGGGCCCCGUUUAUCACAGCAGACAUGUCUGACUUCUCAGAAGACCAGAUCCAGGAAUAUAAGGAGGCCUUUCUUUUGUUCGAUCGGACCGGUGAUGGGAAGAUCACCUACAAUCAGUGUGGCGACGUCAUGCGUGCCCUGGGACAGAACCCGAUCAAUGCUGAAGUUCUCAAAGUCCUGGGAAACCCUAAAGCAGAAGAGAUGAAUCAUAAGAUGCUGGACUUUGAACAGUUCCUGCCGAUGCUCCAGGCCAUCGCUAAGAACAAGGACCAGGGAACGUACGACGACAUCGUGGAGGGUCUGCGAGUGUUUGACAAGGAGGGGAAUGGUAAAGUGAUGGGAGCAGAGCUGCGUCACGUCCUCACAACUUUAGGUGAGAAAAUGACGGAGGAGGAAGUGGAGACGCUUCUAGUGGGACAUGAAGAUGCCAAUGGCUGCAUUAACUAUGAAGAACUGGUCCGGAUGGUGAUGAGUGGAUAAGCAGGAGCAGAACAUACACUUCCAGCUUUAAAGCUACUCCUUAGUAUUUUUGUACCAUGUGUCCUGUCGUCCCAUCUUGUCCCCACCUGUUUCUGUUCUCUUCAUUCCUUUUCUUUUUCUCUUUAUUUUUUUAUGGAUGUCUUUACUUUUUUUAAGUGCCUUUUUUUUAUCCAAAGCAUGAAGACCUUCUCCUCUAAUGGUCCAAGCACAAUUCAGUCUCUCUUGCAUCAACAGUACUUCCCCUCGGCGUCACUCAGCAGUUGUCCACUGUCCCUCACCUCGUCAAAUGGACAUGAUAAUGUGAAAUGUUACAUUUAACAGUGUUGAAUAAAAUCCUCUACAAAAACA